This is a messenger RNA of Bemisia tabaci, 1557 nucleotides long. Lineage: Eukaryota; Metazoa; Arthropoda; Insecta; Hemiptera; Aleyrodidae. The record is from RefSeq and is a predicted model, not a curated record.
UCGAAUCCAAGGAGACGAUGGGGAAGAUUUGAGAAUCUUUUUUUCUUGAACUAACCUCAGUUGUGAAACUUUUUGGCUUUUGUAAAAUUUUCGUUUGUUAAAAAAUGCGGUAAAACCAAUUACAGGGGCAAAAUUUUACAAUUUGUGAUUUUAUUAUGAUUCUAAACUAAACUAAUUGGUGAAAACUAAAAAAAUUGGUGAUUUUAUUGUGAUAUUUGUGAUGGCGAACCCAAGGCUAUUGAAAAGCCAAAAAAAUAAACCUGUUCUUAUUCAUGAUGACUUUCUGUAUCAACGCCACUCAGCAAACAAAGUGAACACUGUAAUUUACUGGAGGUGCCAUAACAGGGGUAGCUGUGACGCUCGAUGCUCGACAACAGGAAAUUUGGAAAAUAUUCAAAUAAAAACCAGCGGGAGCCAUAAGCAUACACAUGCGCCUGACGUUGCCAGUGUUGCUGUGAGAACGUUCUUGUCUCAACUAAAAGAAUAUGCAACAAAUGCACCAAACGAAGGAGCAAGUAACAUAGUGAGGGAUCACGUUGCUACAAUAGACAAUGAAGAGGUUUUAGCAAUGAUGCCCGAGAGAAAUGAUCUCCGUCGAACAGUCAAUCGAGUUCAAAAUAAAACCCGGCCUCCAUUGCCAAAGAGAAUCAAUGACAUCGAAAUCCCGCGGAGGUAUCGACGGACAAAAACUGGUCAGAGAUUUUUAAUGCAUGAUUCUGGUGCAGAUGACCCUAACAGAAUUCUAAUCUUCACAACGGUCGCAAACAUGCAAAAGCUAGCAGCCAGUAUCAUAAUGUUUAGCGACGGAACUUUCAAAAUAGUGCCGCACCAGUUUUUACAACUUAUGACGAUCCACGGUAUCUAUAAGGGUUUCUGCUUCCCCUUCGUGUAUGUACUGACGGUCAACAGGGCUGAAGAAACGUAUUCCAAUGUUUACACAGAGUUGAAGGCGUUUGCAGUGCGUCACAAUCUUAACCUAAAUCCACCACAUUUGAUGUCUGAUUUUGAAAUAGCUAACAUUAAUGCUUGCCGAGAAGCUUAUCCGCAAGCACAAAUACAUGCUUGCCUGUUUCAUUUUGAACAGUCUAUGUUCAAAAACAUUCAAAAGCUGGAAUUAGUGCAAUAUUACAGGGACCUGGAAAAUCCUGAAAUUAGAAACAGUCUCCUUCAAUUCAUGGCACUACCAUUUGUCCCUCUAGAUGAAAUUCUCACCGUUUUCAAUGAGCUAAAGGAUGAUGCCCCUGACGAAGUGGAAGAUUUCGUACAGUACCUUGAAAGAACCUAUGUGAAGGGUAGACCUGCAAGGGGGCGGCGUCCCGCAGUUCCCCCAAGAUUCCCUCCCAAAACGUGGUGUGUUUACGACUUAGUAUUAAACCAACUACACCGGACUAACAACGUCGUCGAGUCGUACCACUCCAAGUAUCAGAAAAUGGUGAAAUCCCAUCAUCUUAAUAUUUGGAAAUUUAUAGAAUAUAUGCAGAAAGAUCAAAGGGAUACAGAACAGCUCUGCCAACAGCUCGACUUGGGUCAUACGCGGAUCAAACAACAAAUUUCAAA